UCACAGGCGCUCGAGCAGCGCAUCAUUUGCUCAAAACAUGCCAAAGGACUUUGCUCAGCCAAACUCGGCCGCAGCCUUCGCCGGUGCCCGCAGUCCUCCCAAAGCAAAGAGUAUGGCUGUCAGAGCUCCUCAUACUCCUCUCUAUGUCUAACACGCGAUAGACACUUCGCAUGUGCCAUGCAAGUUCUACCCUUUCGGCACCUGUCAAGCCGGCGCGGCUUGUCAGUUCUCCCACGACAUGGACCCCAUGACGCAGAAUGCGCCUUGCAAAUACUUUGCCAAGGGUAGCUGCAGGUUCGGUCAAGGAUGCGCCCUCGCCCAUAUCCUCCCCGACGGUCGAGUCAUCAACAGGCCUCCUCGCGGAGGUCAACCUUUCAAUUAUGGCCGCCGUGGUCCUCAACCAUACGCUCCCGCCCCGCCCUCUUUGCUCACCAUGCAAGCCAAUGACCUCGCAUCGCAACAGCAGCAACAGCCACAAGAGAUGGGAUAUCCCAAGCAAGAAGACGUACCAAAUCUGCCGAACGCUGCGCCAUACCUCCAGGCUUCACAACCUCUAUCACUCGACCCGAGUAACGCCUAUGGUUCUCCAAUGAACGACAAUCGUUUCGGAGCAUCCCCAAAUGCCAGAGGACUGAGUGUUCUGGAUGCGCCGCUGCCUGGUUCGUUCGACAGCCAAGGUAUCUCACAUGCUGCUCGUCACGGUCCGUUUGCAUCAUCCGUCCCUCCUCGUCUCGGCAAUGGUCUGGAGUCACCCCCUUCGUCUUUGCCUAACAAGGCCUUCCUCGGAAGCACCUUGCGCGGACUCGGAAACACCACUCUCGAUGGUGUACUGGCCGGCUCCUCCCCUCCUACCUUUGAGGAGCCAAUGAGCUUCGGAAAGAGACCCCUGCACUCGGAGAGGUUCUCGCGACCUAGACCUAUGAUGUCCGCUAGUGUCGGCACCAGGCCUUCGUUCUAUUCACACUUCCCACCGGAUGCUACUGAUUCCGAAGAGAGCGAAGAGGAGGGCAUUGGCGAGGAUCUUCUGCCUUCAAGUCUUCAUGAGCUUCUUUCUCCAGAGAAGCUGCGCAGACCAUCGCAACAAAUCGAAGACGACAUCAACCCAUCCUUCCUGUCUGCUGGCCGUCGCGCAAUCUCGAACGGACAACUACCUGUGGACAACAAGGUGGGAAGUGUUAGCCCCCACACCGGCAGCCCCUCACGAUACAGCUCGAUCUGGUCAACAGGCUCGUACCGCAAGGAGGGAGAGAACGGAUUCGGUCACAUCGGAUCGCCCCUACGACCAUCUUCAUUGCGUUCAUCCUCCCUUGCCGGAGGCGACUUUGGCUCUCUUAUCGGUAGCCCACCUAAACAAGGAAGCAUGUCGAUGCUCACACGCGAGCUACAGGGCACUAGAAUCUCCGAGAAGUCUCCCUCUUUGCACCCUGGUGUUCCUCGUACCUCCUCUAGCGAUUCACGCUCUACUCUGCGUGCAGGACUCGACAGAGGUAUCAGCAGUAACAGCCUCGGACGCAACGAGACUAUCGAGGAAGAGGACCAAGGCUUGUUCUCCAUGGAAGAGGAAGACGAAUUUGAGAACUCGUCGAGGAAGCCCUCUGUCUCGCCCAUCGGUCUUCUCCCUGGAAAGAGUGAGCCCACUCUCGGACCCAUCGGUGGACAAAGAACCACCAAGUAAACGGGGUACAACUAACUCGAAAAUCAUCUGUCAAUAAAUGUUUUUGGAAGGAUUGCUUUGACGAUUCAUGAAUAUGGAGGCUCGAUUGUUCU
Messenger RNA from Aureobasidium subglaciale EXF-2481, 1767 nucleotides. RefSeq lists its product as uncharacterized. NCBI's taxonomy places the organism in Eukaryota, Fungi, Ascomycota, Dothideomycetes, Dothideales, Saccotheciaceae. Bases 239 to 1675 code for a protein of 478 amino acids. The record is from RefSeq and is a predicted model, not a curated record. The transcript has 2 exons. Gene Ontology annotation, molecular function: metal ion binding.